AUGAAGUAUCCCUACGCUGUCUGUUUGGUCUUUCUCCUACUGUUUGCAUAUUUUGCUCCGGUCCCAGCUACAAGGGAAUUGAAUCUGAGUGCCCACACGCGCAGUUCAACUCGCGUUGUCGACAGCGUCACUACCAAGAGGCUUCUAAGGGCCCACAUUAGUGGCAAGGAAGAAGGCACAGAACAAGAAGAACAAAGGGGUAUUUCGAUAAAUGUUCCAAGCUUGGAGAAAAUCUCAAAAAUAUUUACGUCAUCCAAAACUACGGAGCUGAAAGGAAAGCUUAUGGCCGACGAGGCACUUGAUAGUGCUUUCGAAACGCUAAAACUCAGUAAUAUGCGGAUUAGUAGUCAUGACUUUGUCGAGACCAAGAUGGUGGCCAAGUUGUUGUCAAGCCGAAACUUCAAGGUUUGGUCCCAGCACGCCGUCAAGAUCAACAAGGAGGACCCCUAUGGCGCGAUGCUAACAACACUCACAAAUGUCUUUGGUGAGAAAAAUGUGGCAAUAAUGAUCCUAGUCGGGAAACUGUCCAGAAAUUCGCGCGACGUCGCAAAGAAGUUGGAAAAGGCGCAGUUCUACAAGUGGUAUGUCGUCGAUAAGUACAAGACAGCAGAUGAGGUUUUCACGAACGUGCUCAACGCUGAUCGUAACACAAUUCAUGGGUAUGCUCGGGAGAAAGCAAUUUGGGGAGAUUAUUUCAAAUACAUCAUGGAUACAGUGAUGAAGUAUUGA
Phytophthora infestans T30-4 is the source of this 729-nucleotide messenger RNA. Its product is annotated as secreted RxLR effector peptide protein, putative. The record is from RefSeq and is a predicted model, not a curated record. The coding region runs from base 1 to 729 and encodes 242 amino acids. Lineage: Eukaryota; Oomycota; Peronosporomycetes; Peronosporales; Peronosporaceae. The transcript has a single exon.